Molecule: messenger RNA, 1915 nt
Organism: Solea senegalensis (Senegalese sole)
Lineage: Eukaryota; Metazoa; Chordata; Actinopteri; Pleuronectiformes; Soleidae
Gene: fam43a
Product: family with sequence similarity 43 member A
Exons: 2
Coding region: 87-1127 (346 amino acids)
Source: RefSeq, a predicted model, not a curated record
UACCACAUGAAUUGAAACAGGAUCCUCCACUAUGGACAAGAGCACUGUAGAGGCUGGACUUAUGAAAGACUGCAACCAGCUAUAAAAUGCUGCCUUGGAAGAAGAAUAAGUUCGAUCUGAUUGAGGAAGACAAGCAGUCCAAGCAGAAAGGGUAUGCGGUGAGUCUCAAUUAUUCUGCACUCACCUCAUUUGCCAAGUCCUGCCCUGAGAGUGCGCUCAACAGGGUGGGCAACAUGUUCAAGUCAAAGAGGAAAAAGGUGAAGAUUACCAGUGAGGACCCCACAUACACCGUGCUCUACCUGGGGAAUGCCACCACCAUCCAAUCUAAAGGGGACGGCUGCACAGAUGUGGCCGUGAGCAAGAUCUGGGGCAAAAGUGAGAUGGGCAAGAAUGGCACCAAGAUGAGGCUGACCAUCAGCCAUCAGGGCAUCAGGAUGGUGCACGUGGACGACAAGGCCAAGAGGCCGGGACACUUGUACUUGCUGCACCGGAUUACCUACUGCGUCGCAGACCCACGGCUACCCAAGAUUUUUGCUUGGAUUUACAGGCACGAGAUGAAGCACAAGGCUGUGAUGCUGCGCUGCCAUGCGGUGCUGGUGUCCAAGCCGGAGAAGGCAAAGGCCAUGGCACUGCUUCUGUACCAGACCUCGGCCACAGCUCUGGCUGAGUUCAAACGACUAAAACGGAGAGACGAUGCCAGACACCAACAGCAGCAGCUUAUAGGAGAGCAGACCAUUCCACUGGUCCCCAUCAGAAAGCUACUAAACGGACAGUGUUACUACAAACCCCCUGUGGAACGCAGUCGCAGUGCACCCAAGCUGGGCUCCAUCACAGAGGACUUAGUUGGAGAGGAGGAGGAGGAGAAAGCAAUGCACUUUGAGUGUGAGGACAUUCUGGACACGGACGAUGACUGUGUUACCAAUGGUAAACAGGAGUUGACUCAGAUAAUUAAUGACCUGGGAGAGAUGAGCAUAGGAAAUGAUGUGCAGACACUGAAAGCUGAUCUUCGAGUAACCAGACUUCUCUCUGGAGAGAGCACAGGGAGUGAAUCCUCCAUAGAGAGCAACCAGGAGCCCCCUCUGCUCACUAAUGGGUUUGCAGAGGUGAAGGUGCAGGAAAUUGCCUGAAUAAUUAAAUUUAGGCAUGUCUGUGUGCCUCUGACGCACAGUUGUUUUUUGUUGUUUUUUUUCGAGCCAUGAUGUCUCCACAAGAGGCAUUUCCUCGGUUGUCAACAUUGUGUCGGAGAGUUUGUCUAAUCUGCGGCUUCAGUUUAUCCACAAAAGAACAUUUGUUGUUCUGGGACUUAUUGAGAACAGACAUACAAUCAGGCUACUAAAUGACAUUAAGAAAAUGUGUCACCACAGCAGGAAAAAACAGGAAAAAAACGAGUGCAUGUCCAUUUGAGGCAUAACAGAUUGAACAGACAAAAUCCCAGUGCGCCUUAGGAGGCACAGCACCAAUUCCAUCUCUUUUAUUUAAGAGGAUUUGCUUCAAGCUUGUUUAUCUAAAAGUUUUUUCUCUUGUGAAAAAUGCAUUUGUCUUUUGAACAUUGCUUGCUAUGAUCCAAAACAUUCCAUUUUUGAAACAUGUUUUCCCCAAAGUGGUCAAGUGUUUUGUUUUGUUUUAUAGAGGCAUCCUUAAUUUCUCCGACACAACCCUUUUGUAACAGCCUGUUCAUUUAUCUUAAUUUGCACUGUUGUGGGAUUCAUUUAAGUAUUAUGUUGACUAUUUGUUUGUUGGUAUGUUGUCUGAAACAUAAAUGUCAUAUCUUUGCUGUGCAAAAGAGAAAAACACUGUUGUGUACUAUGAUGUAAAGUAAGAUGUUUAAAGUAUAAAUAUGUUAUUUUUUAAAGGAUUUAAAAAUGUGGUUUGUUAUGUGAACCUCAAAGAAUUAUCAAUAAAACAACUGAAAUCA